AGUGCAUUACUCUCGACUUGAAACGCAAAAAAGACUGAUACGUGACCAUUUCAUACUUAACCCAUUUGCAUUAUUACAUGAUUGAUGGGUUGAAAAUGUUGAAGAAAAUUAAGCUUCACCUACUAGUAUUUCUUCGUAAGCUGAUGAUAAAGUCUGAUCAUCACGCUUUUUCGCCAGCUUAAAUCUGACAAUUCUGCAUUGAUUCUACCAUCUUUCUUGAUUACAUGGAUUCUCUAAAGAAACUCAAGUCCGUCUGUAUGCUUAGUAGAAACCGAUGGCACUUAGCUUAUACGGCUAUCUACUCCUUAAGAGCCUUCUGGAAUCCUCCCAAAUCCUCAGAACCUUAUUCGAGGAUCCCAACCGAGAGUUAUGUUAAUAUUGAUGCUGAUCAACUUUUAUUUCCAGACAUUAACUGGUCAAGGCUCAGACACUUGGCUAAUAAAAAGGAUCUGGCUCAUCUUAACGAUCUUGGUGGUGUAAGAGGUCUGAUGUCUGCUCUCAUAACAGACGAGGAGCGUGGAAUACUUGCAGAUUCUGAGGAUAUUUCACGACGUCAGGAAGCCUUCGGGAUAAACACUUACCCUAGGCCGCCUGGAAAGAGUCUUUUUAGCUUUGUCGUAGAACAAGUGAAAGAUACAACUGUUAUCAUUAUUCUUGUUUGUGCUGUACUUGUUCUUGUUUUUGGCAUGAUCGAGUAUGGAGCAGAAGGAUGGUACCUUGGGGUAAGCGUAUUUACAUCCGUUCUUUUUGUGAUCUGCAUCUCAACAAUUGUGAACUUCAAGCAUGACAGACUCUUCAGCAAAUUGGCUAUGGCUAGUAAUCAUAAUGUUCAGAUGGAGGUGGUGCGGAAUGGAAUGAUUCUUCACAUUUCAGUGGAUGAUAUUGUCGUGGGAGACGUUGUGUGCUUGAAUACGGGUGAUCCAGUCCCUGCUGAUGGAUUGUUAGUAGAGGGUCAUUCUCUACAAAUUGAUGAAGCAAGCAUGACUGGAGAGAGUGAUCAUGUGCAAGUUGAUGUUUAUGAAAAUCCGUUUCUGAGGUCUGGAACACAAGUGGUCGAUGGACAUGCCAAGUUUUUAGUCACUUCUGUUGGCAUCAAUACGGCAUGGGGAGAGAUGAUGAGUUCCAUCAGUCACGGUUCCAGUGAAGAAACGCCUCUUCAAUCCCGACUCAACAAACUCUUUUCAUUAAUAGGUAAGAUUGGUUUGGGAGUCAGUUCACUAGAAUUUGUAAUCUUGUUAGUAAGGUAUUUGACGGACGAUUCUGAGGAUGAGGAUGGAGAGACUAAGUCCAAAGGUGUUGUGGGAAUCCUCGCUUAUGCACUUGCCUUAAUAGUUGUUAUGAUUCCUGAGGGGUUGGCUUUGGCGGUCACCUUCACACGUUCUUACUCAACCAAGAGGAUGGUGGCUCAUCAGGCUGUGGCGAAGCAGAUCUCUGCUUGCGAGACUAUGGGCAGUGUCACGGCUAUUUGUACGGAUAAAACGGGGACUCUCACAAUGAACAAAAUGGAGGUAGAAAAAUUCCUGCUUGGACAAGAGUUCAUAGAAAAAGAUAAUUAUACUUCAAUUGCUUCUAGUGUUAUGGAAUUCUUUCAACAAGGAGUUGGCUUAAACACCAAUGGUAGUGUUUAUAAGAUUGAUUUGGCAUCUAACUUGGAGUUUUCAGGCAGUCCUACCGAAAAAGCACUUCUUUCUUGGGGUGCCUUGGAGUUAAAUAUGAAUUUUGAGUUGUUGAAAAGAAGUUGUGAACUUGUACAUGUGGAAGCAUUCAAUUCCGAGAAAAAGAGAAGUGGGAUCCUGAUGAAGAAAAAUGGAGAUAACACUAUGCAUAUGCAUUGGAAAGGAGCUGCAGAGAUGAUUAUAGCAAUGUGCAGUCACUACUAUGACUCACUGGGGAAUUUGAAAGCUAUGGAAGAUGCUGAAAGGAAGAAACUUAACCAACUGGUUCAAGGUAUGGCUGCAAGUAGUCUCAGGUGCAUUGGAUUUGCGCAUAAAGAAGUUUAUGAACAUGAAAUUGAUGAUGGAGAAGCAGAAUUAAAAGAAAACAAUUAUACCCUAUUGGGUGUAGUUGGUAUAAAGGAUCCAUGCCGACCUGGUGUGAGAAGAGCGGUCUAAGAUUGCCAACGUGCUGGAGUGAAUGUAAAGAUGAUCACGGGAGACAAUGUUUUCACUGCAAAAACAAUUGCCAUUGAAUGCGGGAUACUAAGGCCUGACCAGGACACAGAUGGAGCAGUGGUUGAGGGUGAAGAGUUCCGAAACUACACCCAAGCAGAGCGGAUAAAGAAACUUGAUACAAUUUGUUUGAUGGCAAGAUCUUCACCUUUGGACAAGCUUCUAUUGGUAAAAUGCCUCAAACAAAAGGGACACGUGGUUGCAGUUACUGGAGACGGGACCAAUGAUGCACCUGCACUAAAAGAAGCCGAUAUUGGACUAUCAAUGGGAAUCCAGGGCACUGAAGUUGCAAAACAGAGUUCAGAUAUCAUUAUGUUGGAUGAUAGUUUUGCAUCUGUCGUCGCUGUUCUGAAAUUAGGAAGAAAUGUUUAUACCAACAUUCAGAAGUUCCUUCAGUUUCAACUGACAAUAAAUGUGGCAAAUCUCGUAAUCAACUUUGUGGUAGAUAUAUCAAUCGGAGAAACACCCUUAACAUUCGUCCAGUUAGUUUGGAUCAAUUUUGUUAUGGAAUUGCUGGGAGCCCUUGCCCUUGCUGCUGAACAUCCAGGCAAGGAGAUUCUGGACAUGCAGCCCGUGAGUCGCGAGGAGCCAAUGAUUUCAAAUAUAAUGUGGAGGAACCUGAUAGCCCAAGCGUUGUUUCAGAGUAUAGUUUUCUUGACAUUGCAGUUUGGAGGGAAAAAAAUCUACAAAGUUGAUGAAAGCAUAAAAGUUACUAUGCUUUUUAAUAUCUUUGUGCUUUGCCAGGUUUUCAAUCUGUUCAAUGCAAGGAAGCUGGAAAACAAGAAUAUUUUCGAGGGAAUACACAAGAACAAGAUGUUUCUCGGAAUCACUGGGAUCAUAAUGCUCAUCCAAGUUGUGAUGGUGGAAUUCCUAAACAACUUUACAGGUACAAAGAAGCUAAAUUUGGGGAAAUGGGGAGAAUGUAUUGGUAUAGCCAUUCUAUCCUGGCCUAUUGGUAUCCUGGUAAAGUACAUACCUGUUCCACACAUAACCAUCUUUGAGCAUUCCCAAGACGAAGAAGUUGGGGAAGAACUUGAUAAACUUGGGGAAGAACUUGAUGAUCUCGGGGAAGAUAUCGAUGUACUUGGAGAAGUACUUGAAGGACUAAUAAAUUAAUAUCUUGGAGUCGUUAAAGGUUGGUGUUUCUUUCUGGUUUAUUAGUGUUUGGUUUUCUUUUCUUGCUUAAACUUUUUGAAAGUCUUUUAUUUGUUCUCACUUCUCAGUUCUACUACACGCUGGACUAUCCCUACCAAUGCUAGUAAAAAUCAGUUAUAUAUAAUUUUCUC
Messenger RNA from Daucus carota subsp. sativus, 3454 nucleotides. RefSeq names its product calcium-transporting ATPase 12, plasma membrane-type-like. The coding region runs from base 225 to 2111 and encodes 628 amino acids. Gene Ontology annotation, cellular component: intracellular membrane-bounded organelle; plasma membrane. The record is from RefSeq and is a predicted model, not a curated record. The transcript has a single exon. Gene Ontology annotation, molecular function: P-type calcium transporter activity; ATP hydrolysis activity; ATP binding. NCBI's taxonomy places the organism in Eukaryota, Viridiplantae, Streptophyta, Magnoliopsida, Apiales, Apiaceae.